Molecule: messenger RNA, 618 nt
Organism: Dendrobium catenatum
Lineage: Eukaryota; Viridiplantae; Streptophyta; Magnoliopsida; Asparagales; Orchidaceae
Product: translation initiation factor IF-2-like
Exons: 1
Coding region: 1-618 (205 amino acids)
Source: RefSeq, a predicted model, not a curated record
AUGGCUUCCUUUGUUCCGUCUGUUACCUUUGCUUUUGGUUCGGACACGCGGGUGACUCUCCCUGAGUCCCUGCUCGCUAGUCCGCCGGUUGGGGGGAUCACUUUUGGUUCCUUCACUGACUCGGCCUUCGUCACUCUUGGCGGGCCGACCCCGGCGGAGGCUACUGCAUUCUCUCCUCCUCAGAGGAGAGGACGCACAGCCAUGCGUCCUUUCGGACUACCAGCUGCUCGGCGGACAGCUCGGGCAUCUGCUCGUCCCGUUCCUGUACUUGUGCAGCCAGUGCGCGCUGUGGCUAGGCGACCAGUGCCUAGGCCACAUUCUGUUCCAGUUUGUCCCGCGGCUAGGCGUCUAGUGACUACCGCUCCUGCUGCACAGGUUGCCCCGGCCCCUCAGCGCCGGCAGCCUGCUACAGUUAUUCCACCUAUUCGUAUAGCGGUCAGGCGACCUGCGCUUGCCGCUCUUGUUGCUCAUGCUGCUCCGGCCCCUCAGCACCGACAGCCUGCUACUGUUGUUACUCCCGCUGUUCCAACGGAAGUACCUCGCGUUUGGGUUUCCCCUCCCGCUUCCACCAGGAAGAGGGGUGCCCACACCGAGGUGCCUUCACCCUCUUCUGGAUGA